Molecule: messenger RNA, 2518 nt
Organism: Betta splendens (Siamese fighting fish)
Lineage: Eukaryota; Metazoa; Chordata; Actinopteri; Anabantiformes; Osphronemidae
Product: serine protease 33-like
Exons: 7
Coding region: 193-1122 (309 amino acids)
Biological process (GO): proteolysis
Molecular function (GO): serine-type endopeptidase activity
Source: RefSeq, a predicted model, not a curated record
UCAAGGUAAUCAGCAGGAGCAGGGGCAGGGAAUGUUGGAAAUUCAGCAGGGCAAGCAUUAGGCAGAGAACACUGGAGUAACUGGAGUUGGAAAUCCAACAGGAACAGUGGCCCUCGAGAACUGGAGGUCAACACCUGUGAAAUAGAGGGUGUUUGUGACUUCACUGCUAGUUUCCAGUCAUAUCAAAGAGCUAUGGAGGACAGGUUGUUUGCUUGUGGCAUCAUUCUGCUGGCCAUAAUUACAGGAAGCAGCGCACAGCUGGGUGUUUGUGGUGUGGCAGCACUCAACACAAAGAUUGUGGGGGGUGAAGAUGCAACUCCAGGGUCGUGGCCCUGGCAGGCCAGCCUGCAGCAGGACGGAGCGUUUUUCUGUGGAGGCUCUUUAAUUAAUAAUCAGUAUGUUCUGACUGCUGCUCAUUGCUUCCCUGGUACCAGCACAUCGGGUUUGGUUGUUUACCUCGGACGUCAGUAUCAGCAGAAUGUGAAUCCUAACGAGGUGUCUGCCACAGUGUCCCAGAUCAUCAAACAUCCAAGCUAUAACACCAUCACAAUGGAUAAUGACAUUGCUUUGUUGGAACUGUCCUCAACUAUCACCUUCACCGAUUACAUCAACCCUGUGUGCUUACCAACCAGCGGCAGCAGCUUUGAUGCUGGGACCAACUGCUGGGUCAGUGGCUGGGGAAACAUCCGAAAUAAUGUUCCUCUUCCUGGAUCUCAGACAUUGCAGGAAGUCAGCAUUCCUGUUGUGUCCAACAGUGACUGUAGCAGCAACUAUAGUGGAAGGUAUACAAUCACUGACAACAUGGUGUGUGCUGGUCUUCCUCAGGGAGGAAAGGAUUCCUGCCAGGGAGAUUCAGGCGGGCCGCUGGUGACUAAAAACACAAAUGCCAACGUAUGGGUCCAGAUUGGAGUGGUGAGCUUUGGAGACGGCUGUGCUCAACCCAAUUCCCCAGGAGUCUACGCCAGAGUGUCCCAGUACCAGGACUGGAUCAACAGCCAGAUAUCCACCAACCAACCAGGCUUUGUACCGAGCUCUGCUCCAGCACUCAAAGCCAGUCAGUUCAUCUGCCUCUCAGUGCUGUCCAUUCUGCACAUGGUCCUCUCCUUCUUUAUCUUGUCAUAGGACGCUUACUGAUGCCAAAAAUGACAAUUUAUCAGCAGAUCAUUUUGGAAUGGGCCAACUGAUCAUAAAACAGAACAGUUAGCUGCACUUUGCUCUGGUUAACAACCAACAGACAACCAGGAUUCCUGUCUUCCGCCUUUGACAGACUGUGUAAAUAUAAUGUUUUCAAUAAGGACUGUUUGAAUGAGGACUAGGAGGUUCAUCAGACGUAAACACAGAUAGAAAAUAAAAAGUAUACAUACAUUUUGCAGGAAACAAUUGUGAUCCUAAUAUCAUAAUCUCAAGAUAAUAACAGAUGAUUCACAGAAGAACCGCACUGUUAAAAUAAGACACUGUUUUCCAUAUAAACACCUUGUCCAAAAUGUUUGUGCUCUAAUGAAGGACUGCACUUUACCUUAUAUAACUUGUAUUUGUAUUUUAUGACUAUGUUUGUAAUCUGAAAGAGAUCAAAUGCAAAAUAAUGUUUGGAUGUUUUGUACAAAUAUCAAUGUUGUAAGUGUUUUAUACUUGAAGAUUUAUAGACUGUGAGUGCACAGACCUUGAAUUUUGAAGUUUUCCACUGGGGCCAGUACAUGAAACCAGUUUAGGUUUAAGUUCCAACAUAGUUUGCAUGGACUAGACCAAGAAUGAAGCUAUAAAUGUUUACAAUUUUACGUGAAUGGUAGUUAGCAAUUAGCACUAUUGUACUAUUGUGGUGAAGACUCUCAAGAAUUAUUGCAGGACAAUUUAUUUAAAAUCCUUACAAUCGAUUUUUUUAGAGGGGCAUUUGAAAUACAGUACAUACAAUAAAAUAAAUGCAAUUUUUUAAGUUUCUGAGCUCCGCUGCAGAUGAUUGUCAAGUGGGAAACUACAAAGUGAAGUAAAAUAGAUAAGCGACCGCUGUGUUUUCUAUGAAGAAUGGGAGCAGUAGAGAGAUUUAGCUUAUGAAGUGAAGACGCUGGUUUGACUCCAAACCUACGGCAGAGCAUCAUCAGUCUAUGAGGGUUCAUUAGACCUAGUCACAGCCACAAGACUCAUGAGUCAUGUCUCAUCCUGUUUAGCUCUAGCCUUACUUCUAUUUAUCAUUACACACACCUGUCUUGAAUUAAUCAUCACUCACCUGGGUACUUAACCACCACCAGUCACCACAGUCAUUUGCCAGAUCGUGGAAUGCAAGUCAUCGCUUUCCAGCAGUUUCUCAGUUCAGCUUACCUCGUCUGUUCCGUACUUCUGACCACUGACUCCUGCUUAACCCUGAAUGGUACUGUAACCCUGUUUGUUCUGUUGCUGAACCUUGCCUAUCUCUGGACCCGAUUGCGUCUGCUCCUUUUGUACCUAAGCCUGAGCCUUUCUGUGCAUGACCUGGACUGUCUGUGACAACGAUUGACGGAAUAAACCUUGAUUUCUUUACCAACUA